Haliotis rufescens (red abalone) is the source of this 2756-nucleotide messenger RNA. RefSeq names its product high affinity choline transporter 1-like. The record is from RefSeq and is a predicted model, not a curated record. Gene Ontology annotation, biological process: acetylcholine biosynthetic process; choline transport; transmembrane transport. Lineage: Eukaryota; Metazoa; Mollusca; Gastropoda; Lepetellida; Haliotidae. Gene Ontology annotation, cellular component: plasma membrane. Gene Ontology annotation, molecular function: choline:sodium symporter activity. Bases 263 to 1918 code for a protein of 551 amino acids. The transcript has 10 exons.
UUACGCACGUGUGGCAGUGUAGUGGUGAUUGUUAUGUCAAAUGCUGGGGAAUGUGAACCGCAAUGGGGAGAUACUUGCGUAUAAUGAAUUAAAGCUGACAGAGGGGUGUGUGGAGAACAUGUGCUUCGUGUCUAUGGUGUUGUCAUGAUCUAGACUGUCGCGACUCGGGCGUUUCCGUAACGGAGCUCGACUGUUACAGAACCACGACCCGGCUGCUGUGCACCGGGCGACAUACACCUGUGUGCUCGCUUCACCCACUGGGAUGGCGCUGAACGUGGUCGGCCUUAUCAUCAUCAUCUUGUUCUACCUCCUGAUAUUGGUGGUGGGUGUGGUCGCUGCAUGGAAGAUCAGGGUCAAGGGUCAGCAGGAGGGGAGAACCCUGGAGGCGAGUCUGGUGGCGGGGCGAGACUUGCCCACAGCAGUGGGGGUGUUCACCAUGAUCGCAACAACAGUAGGAGGCGGUUACAUCAACGGCACGGCGGAAUCGGUGGCAAGCUAUGGGCUGGUCUGGACUGUUGCGCCCCUCGGUAUCUUCUGUGGACUCUCUCUGGGGGGCAUUAUCUUUGCCCGCGUGAUGCGAGACAGGAAGUACGUGACGAUGCUCGACCCGUUCCAGGAUCAGUACGGCCACCUCCAGGUGCUGCUGGUGUACCUGGCCACCCUGUGUGGAGACCUCUUCUGGACAGCCUCCAUACUGUCUGCAUUGGGGACAAGUCUGAGUGUCAUCAUUGACCUGCCGCUGACAGCGACGAUCUGUGUGUCAUCAGCAGUCACAGUCUCCUAUACUAUGAUUGGUCAGCUCAUUGCUGUUGCCUACACAGACAUAGCCCAACUGGCACUCAUCACGUUCGGCCUGGUGUUGUCUGUGCCAUUUGUUUUGACCAAUGAAAACGUUGGAGACAUUACAGCCAAUUCCAGCCAAUGGAUGGGCAGCUUAGACAGGACAAGUAGCCUCACAUGGGUCGAUUUGUUCAUAGCAAUGACCUUCGGCACGAUCCCGUGGCAGGCGUACUUCCAGCGAGUGCUGGCCGUCCGCAGCGGCACUCAGGCCCGUGUGUUGUCCAUCAUUGGCGGCUGCGGCGCCCUGGUCCUCGUCAUCCCCUCAAUCCUCAUUGGAGCCGCCUCCGUCUCUGCUGACUGGAAUGUCACAUCCCUGAAGGUGUCGCCGCUGGAGAUAGGCGAGUCGAGGAUGGUGUUGCCGCUGGUGUUGAAGGAGUUCACGCCGACACCGGUGGCUUUACUAGGUCUCGGUGCAAUAUCGGCGGCAGUGAUGUCAUCGAUGGACAGCUCCAUCCUCGGUUCCAGCAGCAUGUUCACACACAACAUCUACAACAACAUCAUCAGGCCUCAGGCCAAGAACUGGGAGCUGCUGGUGGUCCAGCGUGUUGCCGUGGUUACAGUGGGCGUGUUGGCCACAGUUAUCUCCCUUCAUGUGCGGAUCAUCUACGGACUGUUCAUCCUGGCAGCCGACAUUGUGUUUGUGAUUGUGUUGCCGCAGCUGUCGUGUGCCCUCUUCCUUCCUCGCACCAACGCCUACGGCGCCCUCAUCGGCUACGGCGUGGGAUUGCUCCUCAGACUGGGUGCAGGCGACAGAGAUCUUCAUCUGGUGCCAUUUAUUCCCUACCCGUAUUACACACCAGCUCAUGGACAACUGUUUCCCUUCAGAACCUUUGCAAUGAUCUGCUCAGCUUUGACUAUUUUCAUCAUAUCCGAAUUGUUCCGGAGUUUGUUCAGUUUAGGUAUCAUACCCAGGAAGCUGGAUGUGCUGAAAGCAUUCAGUCCAAGUACUGUCACCUUGCCCUCCCAGAGCACGACGGAGCAAAGUAUAGCUCUGGUGGGCCACAGUGCAGAGCCAGUGUUCGGACCUCAGGCGGAGCAGAGUAACUGUGUUAGAAGGGCCGAAGUUAGAGACUUGUAGGUUCCUCCUGUUAAUGUUGUACCAUGUUGUUAUAUGCUUGUGUUAUACAAUGUGUAGCUGUGUUAUAUGCUUGUGUUAUACAAUGUGUAGCUGGGUUAUAUGCUUGUGUUAUACCAUGUGUAGCUGGGUUAUAUGCUUGUGUUAUAUCAUGUAUAACUGGGUCAUGCUUGUGUUAUACCAUGUGCAUCUAGGUCAUGCUUGUGUUAUUCCAUGUGUAACUGGGUCAUGCUUGUGUCAUACCAUGUGUAACUGGGUUAUAUGCUUGUGUUAUCCGAUGCAUGACUGGGUUAUAUGCUUGUGUUAUCCCAUGCAUGACUGGGUUAUAUGCUUGUGUUAUCCCAUGCAUGACUGGGUUAAAUGCUUGUGUUAUACCAUGUGUAACUGGUUUAUACGCUUGUGUUAUACCAUGUGUAACUGGGUCAUGCCUGUGUUAUACCAUGUGUAACUGGGUCAUGCCUGUGUUAUACCAUGUGUAACUGGAUCAUGCCUGUGUUAUACCAUGUGUAUCUGGGUCAUGCUUGUGUCACACCAUGUGUAACUGGGUCAUGCCUGUGUUAUACCAUGUGUAGCUGGGUUAUAUGCUUGUGUUAUACCAUGUGUAACUGGAUGAUGCCUGUGUUAUACCAUGUGUAUCUGGGUCAUGCCUGUGUUAUUACAGGUGUAACUGGGUCAUGCCUGUGUUAUUACAGGUGUAACUGGGUCAUGCCUGUGUCAUUCCAUGUAGGGGGCACGGGUGGCCCAGUCGUCUAAGGCGCCGUGAUUCGCUGUGCAGAAUCCGUCCCUUGGGCACGCCAGAAACCGAUGAUUGUGGGUUUGAAUCCUGGUUCGCCCUGAUUAU